AUGGGCUUCGACUGUGGAUUCGACAUUUACCCGCGGCUGGAAGCGACUGCAGUAAAUAAAGAGUCUUACCAACAAUUCCUUGAUGGAAUCACACAUACGUAUGGAGAUAUCUACGACAGGGAAGGACGUCGGACAGAUGGAAAAGUUUUGAGCACGUCAACAGAUUUCGAUCACUCGGACAGAGCUUACAUGUGGUUCAUGGUCGGAGAGUGUCCGCACAUGCCAAGUAAUCCCGACCGAUGCAACUACUUCCUCCGAUUCAGCUCAAAGAUUAGUGGGCGUCUGACAACGCCUGCUGAGCCGUACAUCAGAGGCGUGCACAGCAUAGCGCUGAGAUACUUCGGUAGCAGAGUCCAUUUCUGGCAUGAAAUGAAUGAGACUGGUGAUGAACGACAGUGGGGAUAUUAUGAUUGGCGGGAGGUGCACGAUGCGAGUAGGACGCUCAGAGAACUGGAGGCAGGGCAAGAUUGGGAUCCGAAAAAUCGCGUCUGGGAGGAGAGGCAAGAGACGACGUCGAUGCCAUCCGACACGAACCUAUCUCCAGCCUGCGGUACCUCUCGACUUGGUCUGGAACAACCCCUAUUGUCGGCUGCUCUGCCGCGAAACGGUAUGGAGAAAAAUGUAUACGCCAUCAGACCAAUUUCUGGUAAGGGGCAAGGCCUGGUCGCCACCUCAAAAAUCCACAAAGGAGCACGUAUACUUUCUGAGGCACCGAUAUUCAAGGUCCGUCGAGACGAACAUAACCACCAGGUCUUCAAUGACCAGAUUGUCAGCGCAUUGAAAAGCUUAGACAGGGACCGUCAACGGGCAUUCUUUUCUCUUCACAAUGUCUACGGAAAGAGCCACACGAUUGCCCGUACGAACGUUCUACCCGUCGGCUCUGAGGCCGAUGAAGGUGGCCUUUUCCUCGAGGCAUCUCGCAUCAACCACUCUUGCCGACAUAAUGCGCAAAAUACAUGGAAUGAGAACAUUGGACGUCUCACUAUCCACGCGCUCUGUGAUAUCGAGGAAGGACAGGAAAUUACUAUCUCAUACCUUAGCCGCAGGAUGGAAUACACAGAGCGCCGAAGGCUUUUGCAAGCCAAGUUCUGUUUCGACUGUGAGUGUGAGCUAUGCCUACUUCCGCCAAGCCAUCGUGAGGAAAGUGAUCACAGGUUGAGCAAGAUCCAAGCCAUUCACGAAGUUCUCGGCGAUUUGGACCCUGUCACCUCCGACUACAACGUGGACCUUCAUCUCGUGCGAACUAUACUUCGUUUGUUUGAGGAAGAAGGCAUCCGGGAUGCGUGUGUUCCAAAGACUUGCUACGACGCAUUUCGAAUUGCAAUCGCGAACGGUGAUGAAACGAGAGCGCAGAUCUUCGCUGAGGGAGCGUACACCACCAGGGUCAUCAUUGAGGGCGAUGACAGCCCUGCAGUGAGCAGAGCAAAGCAGUUGGUCGACCGACCCGCCCAGCAUUGGCUCUACAAAGCAUCUGUAGCUUCUCCUCAAGAGACCAGUCCCCUUCCAGAAAUGGAUGGGUUGGAUUUUGAUGACUGGCUUUGGAGAGAGAACGAGCAGUUGAAGCACCCGGCUAACUCGAGUGCCGAUGAUUCGUACGAUGUUUCUGGCGAAGAUCUGCGGUAUAGAUACGACAAAAGUUCAGGUGAUGAGAGAUCAGAGAGCUUUGAUUCGUUGAGUACUAGCUCCAUCUGGGCAGCACUGUCUCGGAGUCUGGACAAGCCAUAA
Messenger RNA from Beauveria bassiana ARSEF 2860, 1725 nucleotides. RefSeq names its product SET domain-containing protein 5. The record is from RefSeq and is a predicted model, not a curated record. Bases 1 to 1725 code for a protein of 574 amino acids. Gene Ontology annotation, molecular function: protein binding. Lineage: Eukaryota; Fungi; Ascomycota; Sordariomycetes; Hypocreales; Cordycipitaceae. The transcript has a single exon.